Gymnogyps californianus (California condor) is the source of this 3955-nucleotide messenger RNA. RefSeq names its product KIAA1614 ortholog. Gene Ontology annotation, cellular component: apical plasma membrane; nucleus; cell cortex. Gene Ontology annotation, molecular function: protein kinase C binding. Gene Ontology annotation, biological process: centrosome cycle; establishment or maintenance of cell polarity; regulation of cellular localization. Lineage: Eukaryota; Metazoa; Chordata; Aves; Accipitriformes; Cathartidae. The record is from RefSeq and is a predicted model, not a curated record.
AUGUUUGAGAAGGGGUUGGAGGUGGGAAGGAGGUUGACGGGAAGGUGCCCAGGGCUUAAUCCCAACACGCAGGGGGUGAUGCUGGAAGAAAACUGCUGCCCAGACCAUGCUGUACCGGCUAAAGGCUCUUGGUCCUUCUGGGAGCCUUUAGUUGCCUCUCUCCAGCUUGUCUCUGGUCCAAGGUGUUGUCCUGCCUGCACAGUGGGUGACCAGAUGCUGAGCAGCCCAACUCUGGGUUGUCUGGGGUCUGUGCUUUCAUUUUGCUCUCUUAAAUCUCUUCAUCGUCUCUUGCAAUCAAUCUUCCUCCAGAAGAGAGCCCAGUGCCUUGAAAUCACUCUAAGCCUGUUGCUGCUCACGCCAGCCGCUUCCCAGAGGUUUAAUCCUGACCACGGCUCCUGCCUGCACUGCCUGGCUGGUGGCAGGAGCCCGGCUGCCCUUGCUUUGGCACCUCACGGGCAGUGUGUCCCCAGCUUGAUGGGGACAACAUCUCCCAGGCGCGUUUCACCUCCCCAGCCCGGGCAGAGGAGCCGGGAUCCCACUCCGUGACGCCGCGGAGGGCGCAUGGAGAGGGGCUCUUCUGCUGAGACGCGGCGGGUGCCGCGGCCCCCCAAGCAGCACGGCCAGAGCAGCGGCCGAACCCCUGCGCUGCUGGAGCACCCCGAGGCCGCUCGGCCCCACGCCAUCCUGGAGAGUAAGGUGAAGGCGCUGAAGGAGAAGCGGGGGGGCGGCCGGCUGGGGACCCCCGCAGCCGCUCCCGAGCGCCCCUCGCCCAAGAAGCCCCGGCCCCGGCGGGGGAAGCCGGGGGCGGACAUGGCGGCAGUGGAGCCGCGGGCUCAGCUCCGCACCUACCUGACAGACGGGCUGCUGGACGGUGGGGAGCCUGUGGCCGGCGGCCCCCCAGCCCCGGCACCCCGCGCUGGCACCCCGGGGCUCUGGCGGGUGCCGGCACCCAGGGUAGAUGUGCCGGGAGGCACCGAGCUCCCCCGGGAUGAGGGCAGCGGGUCCCGGGGCUCUGCCUCCCACCAUGAGAGCUCCCCCCUGGAAGAAGAGGCACGAACCCCGCCGCGGGACCGGGGGGGUCCCUCUGUGUCCCCCACCGCGGCGGAGGGCUGGGAGAGGCUCUCGCUGGCCGAGCGGGUGGAGAGGAACCGGCGGCUGCUGCAGGAGGUGCUGGGCCUCGCCACAGCCGAGGUGCCGGCGAGCGACGGGGACUGGGACUCGGGGGUCUCGCUGCAGGACGCCGAGGGCUGCAGGGCCUUUGUCCCCGGGCAGGAGCUCGAGCUGAGCCCGCGGCACGAGCAGGCCAAGCAGCUGCUGCAGCGCGCCCGCAUGAAGGCUCGGACGAACCCCCUGCGCGCCAACCACAACAUCCUCCUCCUCCCCGCUGCCGCCGCCGCCGCUGCCGUCCCGCACCCCAGGGAGCCCAGCGGGAGGCCGAGCAUCACCCCGCGGGACGGUGGGAGCCUGAGCGACUCGUCGAGCGGGGAGUCGAGCUGCGGGCGGCCGUGGCGGCCGCGGGGACCCUCCCCGUCCCGCGUCCGCUUCGAGGACGAGUCGGCCCGCGACGCCGAGGUGCGGUACCUGGAGCGGCUGCAGCUGCGGCACUGGCGGGCGCUGGGCUCGGCGCUCUCCUCGCCGGAGCCGGCCGGCGGCGGGCAGCCAGGGGAUGGGGCCGGCCAGCCCAAAGCCCGGAGCGGCGACCUCGCGGCCGGGGGCAAGUGCAGUGCCUGUGGCUCCUUCCUUGGUGCUGCCUCCAGCCGGGGCACGGACACGCCGGCAGCCACCGACGCAGCCGAAAGUAGCCCUGCGGCACAAGGAAGCAUCCCGGGGGACAGCGGGGGGCUGAGCACUGCCCAGCCGGAGCCCAAAACCAGGGCUCUGGGCCCUCGGGGGUCCCCACUGUGGAUCCUCCCCUCCCGGCAGCGCAUCCACACUGAGAAGAUCAAGGAGACGUACAUCGGGGAUGUCACCUACAUCGACGAGGUGGACUCGGCCCUGGAGAGCACCGACACCUCCGAUGGCUGCCGGACGGACAGCGAGGAGGCAGGACCCCGCAGCCCCCACCCGCGGGGCUACCGGGACCCCCGGGCUCGCGGGCACAGGGCCCCCCGUGCCGCCCCGCAGCUGGAGGCGAGGGCUGGGAAGGGGACAUGCGUGGCCAGCGGUGGCCCCCGCGCAGGGGACGGGGGCUCAGGUGGUGCCACAAGCCGGACGGGGGCUGUUUGCCCCCCGCCGCCGGGGAGAGCUGGCAGCCGGGAGGAUGGGGACCCCCACCAGCAUCCGGGGGGCAGCAAGGGGGUGGGAAACACCACUCAUCCCCUGCAGCAGCCCAGUGAGCCCCUGGAUCCCGCCUUGCAGCCUGGGACCAGCACCCCCAUGCCGGGCACCCACCUCCCCACUCCCCCUCCCACCAAAAAGGCCUGCUCCCAGGUGCCUUGCAGGAAAGCCCUCUUCUCCGGUGGCAGCCGCCGGGCAUCGAACCAAGGAGCCCGGGGCCCAGAGCCCGAUGGUGGGAGCGCUGCGCCCUCCCAGCCCGGGGGCACGGCAGGGCCAGGGGAGCGGCGGGGUCCCUGCAGCCCCAGGUGGCUCCCGGGGAGCCCCCUCCGUGCCUUGUCCACCAACAACUGCAACAACACCCACGGGCAGGACCCCCCGGAGCCGGGCAGAGGUAAGAGAGCCAUGCCGAGGGGUGCCUGGGGGGGGUCCCCAGCGAAGCAGGGACGUGACUGUCUUGCUGCGGUUACAGGGGCACCGUCGCACCCCACCACCAGCCCUGUCACCCCUGCAUCCCAGGAGGCUGCUCGUCCUCCCGGGGAAGUUGCCAGGACACCUGGAGAACAGCAGCAGCAGCAGCACCCAGCCGGGAGCGUGGCACACGGGGAGCCGGGGCGGCCAGCGAGCCGCAAGGGCAGCAGCGCUUCGGCGUCGGGGCUGAAGAAGCUCCUGUGCAGCCUGAGCCAGAGCACGAAGCAGCGCCUGGGCCGCUUCCGCUGCUACAGCAUGGAGCAGCUCCCGGCCCCCGGCGGCACCCCCCCGGACAGCCCCGGCAUGAAGAAGUCGCCCUCCCUGCAGUCCCUGCAGCUGGUGUCACCCUUCUGCCAGCCCCAAAAAGCCACCUCUGUCCAGAGCCUGCACCCCCUCCUGGGCAAGGCACCCCGUGCCAGCGCCUACCUCCUGCCCCAGGCUGCGGCCGACAGGAAGGGGGGCUCAGGGCCGCGGCGCUCACUGAGCGUGGAGGACAUCGGGGCGCCCGGCCGGCUGCGCGCGGUGGGGCGCGUGGUGGAGGUCUUCCCCGACGGCACCAGCCAGCUGGAGCUGCAGCGACCCCCCCACGGCGCCUUCGGGUUUUGUGUCACCUCCGGGCACGGCCGGCCUGACACAGGUGUCUACGUGCAGGAGAUGGCGGACGCCGGCACGGCCAAGCUGUACGCGGGGCUCCUGGGCGUGGGGGAUGAGAUCCUGCAGGUCAACGGGGCGGCCGUCUCGGGGCUGGGGCUGGCCCGCAUCCGUGAGCUGCUGCUCCAGGCGGACACCCUGUCCCUCCGCGUGCUCAGGCACCGCCCGGCGCCCCGGUAGCCCUGGCACGGCUCCCGGGAAGCCCGGCGGGAGGAGGACGACGUCCCGGGAUGCCGCAGGACGGCACGGCGUGGACCGAGCCGCCUCGCGGCAUCAGGACCUGCCCUGCUCCGGUGCAAUAUUUGGCUCCCCGCUGCGGUGGGGGCAGGUGGGUUUCCCAGCCCCCUGGGAGACAGAGUGGGACCAAGGACCCCCCCAGACAGUGUCCAGCGUCUCCAGGAGCUGCCCCAGGUGUGGGGACCCGGGACAGCCCAGCCCUGCUGUUGAGCCAGGGUGGGUCUGUCCUACUGGAACGCGCCGUCCCUGCAUCCCCAGGAGAUGCGGGGUUCCCUGCCAGUGCUGGAAACCUGCGCCCGCGGCCUGGUGGGUUUCUUUUAAA